Priapulus caudatus is the source of this 1262-nucleotide messenger RNA. RefSeq lists its product as uncharacterized. The coding region runs from base 175 to 1176 and encodes 333 amino acids. The transcript is spliced from 6 exons. Lineage: Eukaryota; Metazoa; Priapulida; Priapulimorpha; Priapulimorphida; Priapulidae. The record is from RefSeq and is a predicted model, not a curated record.
GUGCCACCUCGGCAGCGCCGCCGCUAUAUCAAUUUAAAUAUGGGCGCAUACAUCCCGUGUUAGGUCACAAAGGAUCCAAUUGGCUCAAGUUCAUCAGGGUGGAAGCUGUCACCUAGGUACACCUAAGAAAGAAGGGAGCUGGUGUGAUUUUACUGCGAUCAGCAUACAUCUAACAUGGAAGAAGAAUCGGUUUCCCCAAAGGAGGCAAAAAGGUCGCAGAAGAGAAAGCACAGAGAAGGGGAAAACUCGCCAACUUCUGGGAAGAGACAACUUUGUGAGCAGUCUACCAAUGUUAGCAAUACAGGCGAUGGAGGUGAAACCACAGAGGAACGUCACAGGCAUGCGAAGAAGUCAAAGAAGGGAAACAGUGUUGUAGAAGGGACUGUUACAGGAGACAAACUUAUAAAGCAGUCAAAGAAGCAUAAGAAAGAACACAGCACUUUAGUUUCAUUAGAAGUUGCAUCAGGUGAUACUAUCCCUGAGAAAUCCGAAGCUGCAUCUAGUAAGGGAAAACAUCACAGCAAGAAGGAUAGACAUAAGAGGGAAGUACAAGAAGGAGGAACAGCUGGUGAUUCAGUCGGUGCAACUUUGCCACAGAAAGACUCAAAUAAGAAACAUCUGAAGAAAGCAAUAAAAAAAAACAGCAGUCUUUCCAAAGAUGCCAAACUUAAUACACCUUCAGAUAAAAUCUCAUCAGUUAAUGGAAAUAAGGAGAAAACUGCACAGGAAGAGGAGGAGUUGGAGAAAGAGAAGAUAAGAGAAAAGAAAAGGCAAAAACGAAAACUGAAGAAACAACUGAAAGCGGAAGAAAAGGAAAAGGAAAAGGCUAAAGAAGGUCAAGGUGAACCACUAGCCAUAGAGUACUUGAAGUCAUUCACCUCAGACAAGGCAAAGUGGAAGUUCUGCAAAGUUCGACAGAUCUGGUUGCUACAGCACAUGUAUGAUGUCGAUAAGCUGUCGGGAAGCGACUUUGCUCUACUGCUGGAAUACCUGGAAGACUUAAAAGGUCAGGCAAGGUCCAGGACCGCAGAGGAGGCUGAGACUAUGCUACGCUCACUGGACCAGGAACCGGAGACAACCGGGGAGAACGAAGCUGUAGGUGUGAAAAAAGAAGAAAGUAAGUGGACAGAUGAACAGUUGGACCGAGCCAGACAGAUUGUACAGCUCUUAUCGUGACUACUUGUAUACACAGAUCUGUUGCCAUUUGUGGUAGAUCGAUGACCAUGUAUCUUAAUAAAGUUACAUUUUUUGAUUUUAUCUAA